AUGGCAGCAUCCCUCCUCAGCACCGCACAGGCAGCCUGGGCGCUGCACCUCCUCCUCGCAGUAUUCUCCGCCGUCGCCAUCGCAUCCUGCGCCCCAGCAGCCGCAGGGGGCUCAGAGAUGUAUGCCGGAAGUCCCGGGGAUAUCCGUGGCGUCGUCGUCGUCCUUGGAUCGUCGGGCCUUAUAGGCGUGGCUAUACUACGCAUUGCAUAUAUCACGCUCCCAAAAACAUGGAGGCUGUAUCUGGAUCGCAUAGAAUUCAGUCUCAUUGCCAUGCUGUGGAUAUGCUGGACCUCCGCCACCAUGGCAUUCUCCGCAUUCACGCUUGAGCAAGGAGUAUGCUCCCCGACGCUACCCGAAGUCCUCUUCCCCACCUGCCCUCUCCUGACAUUCGACCUCUCCCUCCUUCACCUUUUAUCUCUCUGCACAUUCGCGCUCUUGCUCGUCAUACUCUCGAACGCGCUGUCGCCGGGGUAUUACGCGAGUUUGCUGGAGGAUGAGGAGGUUGCUGAAGCGGCGGGGGUGGGAAAGACUACUGGGGGGCAGGGAUUUGUAAUGUGGGAGCUCGCGGUGGGGUCGGAGACGGGUUCUCCAAUCCUCGGACCGAGUAGAGCAGAAGACAGACCGAAUACUGCCUCAACAUCAGUCUCUUACGGCACCCUAUCCCCUACAACUGCUCUUCGCAAUCCUUACGCACCAGAACACGCGGAAGCGCAAGAUACAUCAGACCCUCUUUUUCCCGCACCAACCAAGAGAGACAAAUUCCCCGAGGGCAGGCUGUGGACAUACCUUCCGAUGGCCUUGUGUUCGAUAGGCGUGGCAUUUGCGGGGGUGGUGGCGUUGAAUGUCGGGGUCAUGUCGUCGAGUGUCGUGUUUGUGCUUGUGAUUGCUAUCCUGAGCUUGAUUUUCUCCGCCGUCUGCAUCAAAGCACACUUUUCCCGAGAUCAAAAGCCUCUCGAUGGCGACUCUUUCAUCAGCCGCCGUCAAAUGCGAGCCAUAGAAGUGGCAGCGGCCUCGACCUUCUUCAUCCUUUGGCCCCUUGCUGCCAUCAUAUACACCCUCCAUCCUUCUACCCCAUAUCUUCCCUGCUCCAACCCUGCUUCGUCCGCCGUCCCCUCGCCCCGUGAAGACGCCGACCUGGAAGAGUCUGCGGCUCUGUGUACGGCGAGUGUAGUAGUCGUGACGCUAGCAUGGGCUGCAGGGUGGAUAGGGCUCAAACGGAUCAUGGGAUUGGUCUUUCCGUUGGCCGAUAUCAAGCCAUCUGUGGUUGGUGAUGCCGAAGGUGCAAGGGGGGCGGGUGAAGAAGCUGUCAGCCUCUUGAGUAAGAAGCGGACGCAGUCGAAUGAGAAUGAAAUCCGGCGGCCCCAGGUGGGCUGGGGAAGGAUCGUUGCAGGUGAAGCAUUUGAGCUUGGAGAAGACGAGGAUUGUGAAGUGAUACAACUGUAA
Molecule: messenger RNA, 1443 nt
Organism: Cryptococcus wingfieldii CBS 7118
Lineage: Eukaryota; Fungi; Basidiomycota; Tremellomycetes; Tremellales; Cryptococcaceae
Exons: 5
Coding region: 1-1443 (480 amino acids)
Source: RefSeq, a predicted model, not a curated record